GCUGGAUAUGUAAUUGUUUUUCUGGGUACUUCUGACCUCUUUGUUUACCAGUACCAUGAGAUAUAUAUACGCAUGGUCACGUUGCAAAAGCUAUAAUCUAUAACUCUAAAAUUACAUUGGAGGAUAGCAAAAUAGGAAAAAAUCUGGAGCAUUAUCCCGUGAAAAAAGUUAUAUAACUUGCAUCAAAGGCUAGACUUAGGGAUUCUGUUUCAUUAAUCAGUGAUUUUCUUUCAUUCUGGUUGUAAGUAGGGUUAAUCUUUGACGGAAAUUCAGUUUUAAUUUUAAGUAAACUCAAUCUAAAUAUAUGGGUAUAUCUGAUGUUUUCUAAUUAAUCUGAUUCCCCCUGGUUCUUGCAAGAACUAAUCAUGAUAAGACUGAUUUAGUUUCCCUGUUUUUUUUACUGUCAUUUGUGAAAACUUCUGUUGCUGAGAUUUCCUGCAGACAGAAGGGUUGAUAUUUUUUAACCAAUAUAUAUAUAUAUAUUGCUUGAGAUGAGUAAGACCGAUUGCCCCUAUCUAAGUAGCUAGUUGCUCACUUGUGCAAUAAGAAAGAAAUGUCUUCUUCAAAGUAGCUCCUUGAUGGUAGGAAACAUAUUUAUAAUCAAUUGCAUUUUGCGGCAGGUUGUUGUGCUGUAAUCAUGCUAGGAAAUGAUGGGUUGCCCUAGUAUGCCCGUAUUUCUAGUUUGUACGGUUGUUUAUUCUGAAGAAAGAAAUGUUGAAAUGGCUAAUGCUUGUGUCUGCUGUGGGAACAUUUGUAACUAUGAGGAUGUGUUUGUGCAAGUUAAUUUCCUGGGGGUUGUUUAUUAGGAGAAAUCAUCAAAUACUAGGCAAGAUACUCUUUCCCCUCACAUGAUUCUGGGUCUUAUGUGGAUGGUCCACAUCAUAUGUGAAAAGAAGGGUAUAUAAUCCCAGAGCACCAAAUAAUUCAUACUUUCUUUGUGAAGCAUAAAUCCAGUUCUAUUCACGUAUCUGUUUUCAGGCCAACAAAAUAUGUCAAAAGGUGUUGGUCGCUAACAUACAUUUACUCUUUAUACAUGUAAUGUCAAAAUUUGGUUUAAGCACUUUUGCGUGAUGAAGACGACAGCUAAUAUAUAAAUCGACUUAGUAGAUGUUGGCCUCACAAUAAUUUUUGGUGGCAUUUUAAGUACAUGAGGAGGAGGUUCAAGUUUACUGAUACUUAUGAUAGCUUUGUUGCAGAAUACCAUAUGAUAUCUUUGUUUUCUCCACAAUUUUAAGAAUAAUAUUAGGGAAUAGUUAUGCCAAAAAGCAGAUAUUCUGUAAAUGUAGCUUGGAUUUCUUUGACAAUAUAAGUGGUAAUAUGACAAAACUGAAGUUCGAUUUUGCCAAGAUUUUCUAUGGCAGUCUAGAUUUGGUUUUGUGAUGAGAAAGUAAUUAAUCUUGAAGAUGCCAAUUUUGUAUACUGAAAAGUUCUUGUAUUUUAACCAUGUUAUUUGUAUUUUGGUGCUUGAAUACUGAAUUCUUUUGAAGCCUUUCUUGUGUGCAAAAUUAAGAGUGCAUAUUGAAGGAUUAACAUGCUAACCAUCAGAGUUGUAAUUGAUCUACCUAGCAGAAUUUCCGCGGGCAUAAAGUUUUCAUGAAUUUCUUUCUUGACACUUUGAUUACAUGCAAUUGCUGACAUUAUUGGUAAAAGACUUGAUGUUUUCCAAGUGUCUACCUUGUGCUAUUUAUCCGACGUCGUUUCUCUCUACCUCGAGUCACGUUUAUCCACCUCUCUUUGGGUGUAAAGUUGGACUUUCCUUCUUUUGAGCAUUUUAUGAUAAAGAUUUUUUCUUCCCCAUUUGCUCUCUAAAUUAUUUCCCAAAUCCAUUUCCAUGCCGUAGAAUCCUAAUUACUGGUCCUGAGUACGCAGUGACUUUGAAUCUGCUAGAACACAGAGUGCCGUGAGAUUCAGAGCCUUGCCUUUCUUCUGAAACACCCUCCUUCCUCAUUGUAUUGUUCGCAUAGCAUGAGCGAUCCAAAGAGUAGGCUACGAGGUGGCAUAUGGCGAGUCUAAAAGUGAUGGUUUUUGAAUUGUGAUUUGGAAUUGAAUGACUCUCCGAAUGGCAAAGACGAUGGCUCCAGCUCAAAGAAGACGCAAGUGUUUAAAAUCAUAUCCAGAAGAUGCAGUGUAUUCUGAAAAUGACUUUAUAAGCAGGUUACAUGAUGAAAUUCUUGUUCUAAUUCUGGAUAAACUUCCUAUGAAGGAUGCCCUGAGAACUUCUAUGCUUUCAAGAAGGUGGAGGUUUGUGUGGAGGUCCAUGCACAAGGUGGACUUUACAUAUCGUUGGGUGGAAGAAACUGGAAAUGAAGUCCUCCCUUCUGUGAGCCAGUUUCUCCGUAGAUGUAAGGUUAAGGAGAUGAACUGCUUUCGUUUAUCUUUUAGGUACAACAGCAGUAUGCUUCACCGUAUCAACUCAUGGAUCUCUCUUGCCCUUAAAAACGGUGUUAAAGAACUAGAUCUCAACUUCAAUGAUCUGGAGGAUACAAGGAAAAAGGCCAUGUGGCGUCAUCCUUACUACCACUUCCCUGAUUGCUUAUAUAGCAGCUCAUCAGUAGUGAAACUGGGACUGGCUUUUCUAAAGCUCGAUUUGCCUACUCGAUUGCGCCUUAAGAACUUAAGAGAACUUUCUUUAGAUAGGGUAGUAUUACCGGAUGAUGCAAUCGAGAAAAUCGCCACAGACUGUGAAAAGCUGGAGCUGUUGUCCCUGACUAAUUGCAACAUGCGUGGCGAUCUCAAAAUUACCAUUCAACCAAGAGCAGUUCCAAUAAAGGUUUCAAUUUUGGAUGGGUUCAUGAUGGUGGAACCAAAGACCGAUCUCAUUAUUGAUUGUCCAACACUGGGAGGAUUAGAAUUUCGGGGUGGCAUGACCAGGACUAAUUUCCUGAUAAAAAAUGUUCCAGCUGGAGUUGAAGCACGCUUUAACUUUGAUGAGAUGCUUUAUCGUCAACGGGUAGUGCUGGUCACUGGAGCUGGUCUCUAUGGCGCACAGUACAACAAAAACUUGCAGAACCUUCUUAAUAUAUUUCAGUCUGCUAAACACUUUCAUUUCUGCAGUUGGUGUAUCCAGAUAUUAUCGGUGAAAAAGAUGAUGAAACAAGAAGUGGUGAUGCUUGGUUCAACCAGUCUUGUGCUGGAUACAGGGCUGCUGAAGUGGGAGCUUCCUGGAAUCGCCUGCUUGUUGACAGCCUGUCCUAAUCUUGAAAACCUUGCUGUGGUUAUGGUUCGCCAAUCUAUGUUUAAGAUCAGAGAAACUUUUACAAGGAAGUAUGAUUUUGAUGAGGGGCGAUACUGGGAAAUCAUAGGCCAAGAAACUCUUCCCUGCUGGCAGAGUCUGCAUGUUCUUAAGUUCAAGAACGAGUACGGUGAAUACCAAACUUGGGACGAGGGGAUGUUCUGUGUGAGGAGCUUCUUCACAGGUUAUGAAAAUGGCAUGAAUUUGUUGAAAUUUGUGCAUAGCAAGGCAGCAAAUCUGGAGAGGGUGAUCUUCAGAACCAACACAAAAAGCAUUACCUAUUUGCCGUCUGACUUGGCCAUUUACCUGUGACAUGGUUUUGUUUCGAAGAAGAGCGUACUUGGUUUGUCAUGCCAUUUGAAAGGGCAUGGUUUUAAUGUUCUCGUUCGGUUUUUGGAUUUGAAAGACUGAGUUACUUUUGUGAGCUAAACUUUGUCAUUUAUGGAAUCUCUGGAAGCAACAGGAUACCCAAGACCUUUAUUGAAUACUGUCUUGCAGUGUGUGUGACGAACCAAUAAUAAUCGUAAACAUGAACUUUGAGUGAGCC
Messenger RNA from Eucalyptus grandis, 3779 nucleotides. RefSeq names its product putative F-box/LRR-repeat protein At5g02930. The record is from RefSeq and is a predicted model, not a curated record. The transcript is spliced from 4 exons. Lineage: Eukaryota; Viridiplantae; Streptophyta; Magnoliopsida; Myrtales; Myrtaceae. The coding region runs from base 2048 to 3544 and encodes 498 amino acids. Gene Ontology annotation, molecular function: protein binding.